GGGGAGACUAAACUGAAGUUAGCGACCACCGAAGGGAAUACGUAACCUAAAGUUGUAUUUGUUUUACCGUUAUGGGAUCCAUUACAAAAGCAGUGUUGUUAGUUAUUGGUUCUACACUGGCGUGUUCAGUGGCUGUAUCAUCAAUGCGCGCCGUUUGUGAGGACGCAGCGACAUUUUUGGUGAACUACGAUGUGCAGAAAAUAAAGUCAGGUCGUUAUUCCGUUUCUCCUUCCGAACAAGUUUCUUGCCGAUGGGUCUUCAAAGCCUCCAACCCUCGACUCCCGAUUCACCUUGAUAUUCGACCACCCUUCAUUAAACACAGACCACAAGCGACCUGUAGUUUGUUAACAACUAUUAAAGACGGAAACACUGUGCUACGUACGUUCUGCGAACGUCAGCAAGAGUCGAAGCGUCUCUCAUUUACCGGCUACAGCGGUUCCAUGACCGUCGUUUUGGAGUCCAACAUACAGACAGCAGCUACCAUGAAGUCGAUCAAGAUCAAAUUCUACCAAGACAAAAACGAUCCGCUAAUCACUACAACUGCAGCUACAACCACGACUACAAAGAGACCUACUACCACGACCACAGAGAGGCCUACUACCACGACUACAAAGAGGCCUACUACCACGACUACAAAGAGGCCUACUACCACGACUACAGCCAGGCCUACAACCACAACUACAAAGAGGCCUACUACCACGACUAUAGCCAGGCCUACAACCACAACUACAAAGAGGCCUACUACCACGACUACAGCCAGGCCUACAACCGCAACUACAAAGAGACCUACUACCACGACUACAGCCAGGCCUACAACCUCCACCUCAGCCUGGCCUACGACUACAACCACGGCUGCAUCAAGGACUACAACGCCCGCUACAACCUUGCCUACUACGACCACCACUACAACGACACCAGACGAUGUCGCCAUGUGCGGAAUGUCACCGUUGGUCGCAUCAGACCGUGCUAACUAUAUAUACCCAUAUAUUUUCAAGUAAACGGAUAAUUCAGAGGCAUUGUGAUGGAAGCACUGAGUACUACACGAGUACGGAGGGCACAAUGACGGUCUUCUACAACUACGACGGCGAUGUCCUCUCAACCUCACAAAUCAGCAUCAAGUAUUAUCAAGAGAAAUAUCAGGAAGGUAAGUUUCUCGUUUAUAGUGAACUAGAUUUAUACAACUCGACUGCUACGUGGUCUCGUGAUAUGAUAUUCUUGCGCACUAUAAACUCGUGCAAUAAAGAAAUAUGGCAAAACAACUGGUAUGUGGUUCUCUACACACACACACACGAACGCACGCACGCACGCACACACUCUAUCUCUCACACAC
This is a messenger RNA of Gigantopelta aegis, 1330 nucleotides long. RefSeq names its product integumentary mucin C.1-like. Bases 72 to 998 code for a protein of 308 amino acids. The record is from RefSeq and is a predicted model, not a curated record. Lineage: Eukaryota; Metazoa; Mollusca; Gastropoda; Neomphalida; Peltospiridae. The transcript is spliced from 6 exons.